This is a messenger RNA of Dipodomys ordii (Ord's kangaroo rat), 975 nucleotides long. Its product is annotated as olfactory receptor 52E4-like. The transcript has a single exon. The record is from RefSeq and is a predicted model, not a curated record. NCBI's taxonomy places the organism in Eukaryota, Metazoa, Chordata, Mammalia, Rodentia, Heteromyidae. Gene Ontology annotation, biological process: G protein-coupled receptor signaling pathway. Gene Ontology annotation, cellular component: membrane. Gene Ontology annotation, molecular function: olfactory receptor activity; G protein-coupled receptor activity. Bases 1 to 975 code for a protein of 324 amino acids.
AUGAGGAUGUGCAAUGCCACCGGCCACCCUCCUUUCUUCAUUCUCCAAGGCAUUCCUGGGAUGGAAGACAAACACCGCUGGAUGUCUAUCCCCUUCUCCUCCAUGUAUUUUGUCACUGUGCUUGGGAACUGCACCAUCCUCUUCACCAUCUCCACAGAGCGUUCCCUCCAUAAGCCCAUGUUCCUGCUUCUCUGCUUCUUGGCCCUCACAGACCUGGGCAUGUCUACAACCACCAUUCCUAAGGUGCUGUGCAUCUUCUGGUUUGGUCAGAGUAAGAUCAGCUAUGAAGGCUGCCUGGUCCAGCUGUUCUUCAUCCACUCCAUCUCUGCCUUACAGUCUGCAAUCCUAACGACCAUGGCUUUUGACCGCUAUGUGGCCAUCUGCAAGCCCUUGCAUUAUGCCACCAUUCUUUCUAACAGUCGCAUUGGGAUCAUCGGCCUUGUGAGCUUGGUGAGAGCCAUUGUGUUUAUUAUCCCCAUGCCCAUCUUCCUUCAGCAUAUGCCCUUCCAUGCCAACCGUGUCAUCCCUACCACCUACUGUGAGCACAUGGCUGUGGUAAAGCUGGUGUGUGUGGACACCACACUCAACCGUAUAUAUGGUCUCGUGAUAGCUCUGUUGGUGGUUGGGCUAGAUAUCUCAGCCAUUGCCUCCUCAUACGUGCUGAUCAUCCGGGCUAUCAUGCGUCUGUCUUCUAAGGAAGCCCACCACAAGGCAGUGAACACCUGCACCACACAUAUCUGUGUCAUGCUCAUCUCUUACACACCUUCGCUUUUCUCCUUUCUUACCCAUCGCUUUGGCAAAGGCAUUCCACCUCAUAUUCACACGAUCCUUGGCAACCUCUAUUUCCUUAUACCUCCAAUGCUCAAUCCUAUCAUUUACGGAGUGAAAACGAAGGAGUUUCGGGACAAAGUGACCAAGUAUCUGUGCCUGAGGAAGGAGCCCAUCACCACUGCUCACGGUCAGAAAAUCGUUUGA